This is a messenger RNA of Odobenus rosmarus divergens (Pacific walrus), 1542 nucleotides long. It is a transcript of the gene MCHR1, whose product is annotated as melanin-concentrating hormone receptor 1. Gene Ontology annotation, biological process: neuropeptide signaling pathway. Lineage: Eukaryota; Metazoa; Chordata; Mammalia; Carnivora; Odobenidae. Bases 109 to 1389 code for a protein of 426 amino acids. Gene Ontology annotation, cellular component: membrane; neuron projection. Gene Ontology annotation, molecular function: melanin-concentrating hormone receptor activity; neuropeptide binding. The transcript is spliced from 2 exons. The record is from RefSeq and is a predicted model, not a curated record.
GGAAGCCCCCUCCCUGAUGGGGUUGCCUGAGCCUGGCCCUUCCUGGCUUCCCCGAGGCUCCGCAAGCAGUCAGAAGCGGGGAGCUGCUGCUCGGGACUGAAGAGGUUAAUGUGCAUCUGCUUCCGAAUGUUAAUGUGCAUAGGUGAUGUCAGUGGGAGCCGGGGAAGGAGGGAGUGGGGAGAGAAGCGGGGCUUGGAGGCGGAAGACGCUGCCAGACCGCCAGGAAGACCCCCUUCCGGACUGCGGGGCUCGUGCUCUGGGACGGGCGGGCGGCGCUGCCGCAGCCUGCGUGGGUGGACGGGAGAGCAGGCGACGGGCAGCGGCAGGAUGGACCUGGAAGCCUCGCUGCUGCCCACUGGCCCCAAUGCCAGCAACACCUCGGAUGGCCCCGAUAACCUCACCGCGGCCGGGCCACCUCCUCGCACAGGGAGUGUCUCCUACAUCAACAUCAUCAUGCCUUCUGUGUUCGGCACCAUCUGCCUCCUGGGCAUCAUCGGGAACUCCACGGUCAUCUUCGCGGUGGUGAAGAAGUCCAAACUGCACUGGUGCAGCAAUGUCCCCGACAUCUUCAUCAUCAACCUCUCGGUGGUGGACCUCCUUUUUCUCCUGGGCAUGCCCUUCAUGAUCCACCAGCUCAUGGGCAAUGGUGUCUGGCACUUUGGGGAGACCAUGUGCACACUUAUCACGGCCAUGGACGCCAACAGUCAGUUCACCAGCACCUACAUCCUGACUGCCAUGGCCAUUGACCGCUAUUUGGCCACUGUCCACCCCAUCUCCUCCACCAAGUUCCGGAAGCCCUCUGUGGCCACCCUGGUGAUCUGCCUCCUGUGGGCCCUCUCCUUCAUCAGCAUCACCCCCGUGUGGCUCUACGCUAGGCUUAUCCCCUUCCCAGGGGGCACAGUGGGCUGCGGCAUCCGCCUGCCCAACCCAGACACUGACCUUUACUGGUUCACCCUGUACCAGUUCUUCCUGGCCUUUGCCCUGCCCUUCAUAGUCAUCACAGCCGCGUAUGUGAGGAUCCUGCAGCGCAUGAUGUCCUCAGUAGCUCCGGCCUCUCAACGCAGCAUCCGGCUGCGGACAAAGAGGGUGACUCGCACGGCCAUCGCCAUCUGCCUGGUCUUCUUUGUGUGCUGGGCUCCCUACUAUGUGCUACAGCUGACCCAGCUGUCCAUCAGCCGCCCAACACUCACCUUUGUCUACCUAUACAACGCAGCCAUCAGCUUGGGCUACGCUAACAGCUGCCUCAACCCCUUUGUGUACAUCGUGCUCUGUGAGACAUUCCGCAAACGCCUGGUCCUGUCAGUGAAGCCUGCCGCCCAGGGGCAGCUUCGAGCCGUCAGCAAUGCCCGGACAGCCGACGAGGAGAGGACAGAAAGCAAGGGCACCUGACCCUUCCCCUGCCACCCCGGGCACCUCCAAGUCAGGACAGCAUAGCAGAACAAUGAGGAGAGACCUGAGAAGAACAAAAGACCCCUCUGGGAGAAUGCAGGGAGGCUGGGUGGUGAGGGGUUGUGGCAACUAAAAACAUUCCACAGGGUCCAC